CAGUGAGGGACGAAAACUUCCUGGCCUGGGAUCCGGGCCGCUCUGUCUCCCAACCCGCCAAUCCCGCCUACUAGUGCCUGGCGCUUCCCCACACCUCCCCCGCUACCCCAGUGUCCGCCAUGGCCAAAGCCUACGACCACCUCUUCAAGUUGCUGCUGAUCGGGGACUCAGGGGUGGGCAAGACUUGUCUGAUCAUUCGCUUUGCAGAGGACAACUUCAACAACACUUACAUCUCCACCAUCGGAAUUGAUUUCAAGAUCCGCACUGUGGAUAUAGAAGGGAAGAAGAUCAAACUACAAGUCUGGGAUACAGCUGGCCAAGAGCGAUUCAAGACGAUAACUACUGCCUAUUACCGUGGAGCCAUGGGCAUUAUACUAGUAUACGACAUCACAGAUGAGAAAUCCUUUGAGAAUAUUCAGAACUGGAUGAAAAGCAUCAAAGAGAAUGCCUCAGCUGGGGUGGAGCGCCUCUUGCUGGGGAACAAGUGUGACAUGGAGGCCAAGAGGAAGGUGCAGAAGGAGCAGGCUGAUAAGUUGGCUCGAGAGCAUGGAAUUCGAUUUUUUGAGACAAGUGCCAAAUCCAGUAUGAAUGUGGAUGAGGCUUUCAGUUCCCUGGCCCGGGACAUCUUACUCAAGUCAGGAGGCCGGAGAUCAGGAAAUGGCAACAAGCCCCCCAGCACUGACCUGAAAACCUGUGACAAGAAGAACACCAACAAGUGUUCCCUGGGCUGAGGAUCUUCUCUUGCCUCCCUACCCUAAGUGUGAAGGCUGAACCUGAGGGAGGCAGGGUGAGGGGCUGGGUGGGGGAGAAAUAGCAGUGGGGUAUG
Cynocephalus volans (Philippine flying lemur) is the source of this 826-nucleotide messenger RNA. RefSeq names its product RAB13, member RAS oncogene family (gene RAB13). The coding region runs from base 120 to 731 and encodes 203 amino acids. Lineage: Eukaryota; Metazoa; Chordata; Mammalia; Dermoptera; Cynocephalidae. Gene Ontology annotation, biological process: protein secretion; Golgi vesicle fusion to target membrane; protein localization to plasma membrane. The record is from RefSeq and is a predicted model, not a curated record. Gene Ontology annotation, cellular component: plasma membrane; trans-Golgi network transport vesicle; endosome. The transcript is spliced from 8 exons. Gene Ontology annotation, molecular function: GTPase activity; GTP binding.